CCCUGCAACUUGACGGAACGUUGUCAACAACUGGUCGGGAUAGGAGGAAAUCUGUCAUUUAAUCCAACUAGCUAGCCUAAGACUUUGAACUGAGAUUUGUUUUUGCGUUUUUAAGUAGCUAAGUACAACGACAACUCUAUUCUGCUUACCCGUUUUCCUUAAAAAGCCAACCAUGAGGGGUAAAGUUGGGAGCGGCUAACAUUAGCCGUCUGAAUGCUGUUCAGUCUGUGACAGUGGGGGGAGGCUGCUGAUAUUGACUGUGAGCCUGUGGUGGGUUGUGGCUAGCCAGAAAACAUCGCCUCGUCCUUGAACGUCCAGAGUUUUCCCAGUUCUUUCUGGACAACAGGGAGUCUUUCAGAUAAAUCACCAUGGAUUUGUUUGACAGUAACAAUGCAGACCGAGCUAACCUGCCGAGGAACAUGAUCGAGAACAGCAUGUUCGAAGAAGAGCCUGACGUGGUGGAUCUGGCCAAAGACUCCAACACGUUUCCAACAUUUCCCACUCUUGACCCGGAUGAGGCGGCAUACGAGCCUCGCAGCUCACGGUUGCUGGUGCGUGGCCUGGGAGAAAACGACAUGGAUGACGAUGAAGAGGACUGCGAGUCUUCUGCACGUCUCCUAGGAAUGUCCUUUAUGAACCGCAGCUCGUCUCACAGAUCCAGCUCGUCCCCUUACGUCAGGCAGUCUCCACCGAGGUCAUGUUCACGGCCCUCAGCUCGUACCAUGGUUGUGUGUGUGUUUGUCCUGGUGAUCGUAGCCUCGUUGACCAUGGUGCUGUACUUCCUACCUGGCUGCACCUUCACCAAGGCUGGUUGUCCUCAGCCAAAUAAGACCGCACCCCUAGAGCCAGUCUACCCUAAUUCCACAACCGGAGAACUGUUCCCGUGGGCCGAAUUCCGACUGCCUCGCAGCAUAAAGCCUCUCAGCUAUGACCUCACCUUCACCCCCGACCUCGACAGCAUGACCUUUACUGGCAAAGCUGCCAUUGAAAUGUCUGUGCUUCACAACACAAACCGGAUUGUGCUCCAUGCUGCUAAUCUCAACAUUAUCAAAGCUACGUUUAAGCUGGACAAUGGGCCGGCCCGUGACGUGAAAGUACUGGAGUACAAACCCCGACAGCAGAUUGCUGUGAAGUUCCUGGAGGAACUGAAAACAAACCAACAGUGUGUUUUGGCAUUUGAAUACAAUGCUAACCUCUCACACAGCUACGAUGGUUUCUACAAUAGCUCAUACACUGAUAAACUCGGAAACAAAAGAGUUCUUGCAGCAACACAGUUUGAGCCGCUUUCAGCCAGGAAGGCCUUCCCUUGUUUUGAUGAGCCGUCUUUCAAAGCCACCUUCCUGAUAAAAAUCAACAGAAAACCAAGCUACAUGAGUCUUUCCAACAUGCCUAAGGCCAGAACCACGCCUCUUUCCAGUGGCCUUGAGCAGGAUGAGUUUGAGAAGACCAAAGUCAACAUGAGCACUUACCUGGUGGCCUUCGUUGUUGCUAACUUCACCUCUGUCAGCAGCAAUGCUUCAGGAACACAAGUCUCUGUAUAUUCUGUACCAGAUAAGAACGAACAGACCGGCUUCGCUUUGGACAUGGCUUCCAAACUGCUGCAAUUUUACAACAAAUUCUUUGAGAUUGAAUACCCACUAAAGAAACUAGACUUGGUGGCCAUUCCUGACUUCCUGGCAGGAGCCAUGGAGAACUGGGGGCUCAUCACUUUCAGGGAGACCACCUUACUGCUGGACAAGAACUCCUCCUCUCUCGAAAAACAAGUAGUAGCCUCCGUAAUAGCCCAUGAGCUCGCUCAUCAGUGGUUUGGAAACUUGGUAACCAUGAGCUGGUGGAACGACCUGUGGCUCAACGAAGGCUUCGCCACCUACAUGGAGUACAUGUCGCUGCAGGAAAUACUGCCCAGUUUGGACACUGGUAAUUUAUUCCUGACUGUGCGGCUCAGAGCCCUGGACAAAGAUGCGCUAAACUCCUCCCACCCUGUGUCGACAGAGGUUAACACGCCAGAGCAAAUCGAGGAAAUGUUUGACUCGGUCUCCUAUGAAAAGGGUGCUUCAAUUCUCCUGAUGCUGAAUGCGUCGUUGCCAAAGGAGCAGCAGUUCAAAAAGGGCAUUAUUUACUAUCUGAACUCAUUUAGGGGAUUAAAUACAGAAACGAUGGACCUUUGGAACAGCCUUACGCAGGUUUCCACCCCGCAUAUUAAUAUUUCUGAGAUGAUGAGUUCAUGGACAUCACAGAAAGGCUUCCCGCUGGUCACUGUGAGUCGCAAAGACGACACGGUGACCUUAUCCCAGGAGCCUUUUCUGCUCACAUCUGACAACACCACAAAAGCACCCAGACAGUGGAAUAUCCCCAUCACGUACGUGAACGACAGCUGUAGCUUGGCCCCGGAGUGCAGACAGAUGUUCAGUCUGAGUAACAAGUCAGGAAGUUUAAAGGUGCCAGGAAGUGUAAAGUGGAUAAAGUUGAACUACAAGAACACCGGCUUCUACGUUGUCGACUAUGGACAAGACGGUUGGAAUGCUAUUCAUGAUGCUUUGUCUGAAAACAUCAGCGUUCUCACAGCUGAAGACCGAGCCUCGGUCAUACAUAACAUCUUUGCUCUCUCCAGACUGGGGCGUGUCUCUUUUGAGCAAGCCUGCCACAUGUUGAGCUUCAUGCCUAGCGAAACAGAGACGGCUCCUGUGACAGAAGCUCUGCUGCAGCUGAACAGCAUCUACAGGCUUCUUGAUAAAAGACAGGAGUCUGACUUGGCAUCUCGCAUGAAGACUUACAUUCUGAAUCAAUUUGGUUCUCUGAUGGAAAGUCAAACCUGGAAGGAGGAGCAGAGUCUAUCGAAACAGGAGCUGCGCUCAGCCCUCGUCUCAACGGCCUGCGCUCUGAAUAGUGAAAGCUGUGUUGAAAAAGCCAAAUCCCUGUUCAAAAACUACACUGACUCCAAUUUCACCAGCAAGAUCCCAGGUGAUUUGCAGCAAGCUGUGUUUGCAGUGGCAGCUCAGUCAGAAGACAGCUGGACAGCGUUGUUGACUUUGUACGGAGCUACCACCAACGAUGCACAGAAGCGAAAGAUGCUAAAAGGCCUGGCAUCCUCUCAAGACCCACGUCAUAUUGCAUGGAUUCUGAAGGCCGGUCUGAAUGGGGAUAUCAUCCAGACACAGGAGCUGCCUCUGAUCAUCAACACCGUGUGUCACGGGUUUGCUGGCUAUUUGUUUGCUUGGGAUUUUAUCCAAGUAAACUGGGACCGCCUCAUAGAGAAGUUUCCUCUUGGCUCCUUUGCCAUUCAGACAAUCGUCAAAUCCACUACCUCCCAGUUCUCCACACAGGCACAUCUUGAUCAGGUUCAGGCGUUCUUCUCCAGCCUGAAGCAGCGUGGCUCUCAGAUGAGGAGCGUGCAGGAGGCUCUGGAAACCAUCAGGCUGAACAAACGGUGGAUAGAAAACAACUUACAAGCCAUGAGAAAAUUUCUUUACUAGGGUUAAGUCAACCUGAAUCAGCUCCGACAGCGAGCAGGCGGGGGUGCAUCUUCAAGACAGCAGCAGUGUUUGCACUAUUUUUGGACUCUGUCCCUUAACUCCCAGUAUCCAGACCAGAGCUAAUAAUCAAAAGCUCCUUCUGGACGGAAGGUUUCUGAGAUGAGUCCUGUCAGUUUCACUUGAUAGCUCAGGGUGGUUUUGAUUGUUCGUCUGAUUGUUGUCAGACUCAACACACACUCCUUGUGUUUUAUGCUGUCGACCAAACCUCCUCCGCAGUUCUCAUCUAAACCUCGCGCUUUAUUAGACAAUUGUGCUUCAAAGAUCGAAACGGACCUCCUUCCGCCCCUGCUGCAUCUCAAACACCCAGCCAUUUAGGCUACAAAAUGUUUCAAAAUAUCCAAUUCAUGUACGAAGACGAGGCGGCGCGACGUUCCCCAGCAGUGAGGAAGUGAGAGAUGGCGGUUUUGUGAAAUGGAUCCCCGUCGCUCCUGUAAACUAAAGAGUUUUGCCAUGUUGAUCCUAGUCAGGUUAGAUGAUUGAUUGAUGGUUUAAAACGCCAAACGGUUUUGGCAUCAGUUGAAUGUAGUGAGAAACCUUCCCACUGUGUGCAGUAGAGGCUGUGCUGAAACCCAGUGCAGGUUUAAAUCACCCAAUGUGUCUUACAGCAGGUGAGAGCAGGCAGCCAACACUGGAGCCAAACGGUCUCUUUAUUUAGUUUCAGCUCUGAUCCACAUGUUUUACUCUACUUUUAUUGCCUCUACUCUCUUUAUUGUUCUUUUUUUUUUUUGUCCAUACCUGUGUGAGGUUGUAACAAUAAUGUAAAUACUGUCAGCAAUGUGCUUUUGGAAGUACUAUUUUAGACAUAAUUGACUUUUAAUAUUUUACAACUUGAUAUCUAUUGUGUUUGUGUAUAGUGUAAAGUUUUAAUUUGAGUCCAGGUCAAAGCUUUUAUUUCUUUUUUUGUUAUUUUCGUAUUUCCUUACUUAGACAACCAAAAGGAGGUCGUUUGCUGAUGAAUGUUGCGUUACAAGGGCUACUGUGCAUAUUAGAGAUACCAGGCAUCUGUGUUAGUUAUCCGUCUGUACUUAUUGAUAAUUUGUUGUUUAUUAGUCAAAAAAAAAACACAGAGGUUGCGUGUCACUCCUCGGAAGUAGUUAUUUAUUAACGGCCUUCACAUGUGACUCUUUGAUUUCUGAAAUGUUAUUUAGACAGAUGCACGUCCAGAGAGGUACUUUUCUUCAGAUUCACUUUCCUGUUACGUUAAUCGUGGUUUCGUUUUGUUUCACACGUUAAAAACGGUGUCGUUACACAAUACCAAGCGUCGUUUACGCCCACAAAGGCAACUCAAGAGAUCUGUGAAAAUGUUCCUCCUAAAGGUACCUUAAGGCGAGGUGACGCGAUGAAGCCUCUGUUCUCGAUGGGUUCGAUGGUGCAAAAGGAUCUUGAAAAGUAUGAAAUUGCUUUUUAGCAUUUUCCAAAUCUGGAUAACUCAAAAAAAGGAAAAACAUGUUUGAUUUUACUCUUUUUCUUUCUUACACUUUCAAAAACAAAUUGACAUUUAUCUAUAUUAAAUUCCCAUGCUUUUUGUCUUUGACUUGCCAAAUUGCAUUUUUAACAUUUUGUUCAUGAGUAUCUUGGUUUUGCAUAGUGAGGAAUUAUUAUUGAACUCCCUGUUUGGUCUCCAGACAGCAUUAAGUUCAGAUUAAACUGAACCUAUGGUUCCUAAACUGGGUUUAAAAUAUUCAACAAAGCACUACAGCCGAUAUUUUUAGAAACAUUUUACAACAAAAUAAAGACACCAAAAAUUUUUUUCAACUGUGCUUUAAGUAAUCUGUUUUUGGUCUAACAUAUUAUAUUGUUGGAACAGUCCAAACAUUUUCAAAACAGAGCUGGUCAAAAUUAGUCCAGAUGCUACAAACGCAUUAUGUUUAUGUUACUGCAAAAAUCAGUGUUGAACCUGCAGAUAACGACGUGACGACUAUUCAACGGGUUCUAAUGGAUUUGUAGUGAUUUAUUUUGAAAUGUAGAAAAAUCAAGUCUUUAAAAGUGUGAAGAUAACAGGUUUAUAAGUUUCCAAAGUAGAAGAAAUUAAGACAAAAGCAAAUGACCGAAUCAGUAAAGCGUCUCAUCACAGUUCAAAUAUCUUUCUGUUACGUAAGAGCGCCACGCUCACAGUGAAACUGUAAAACAUUUUGUUUUUGCACUGAGAUGAUGUCCUUCAUUUCUUUUCAGGAUUUUAUUGCUUGAAAUCUGCACAAAUUGUUCAACUAAGCUACUUAGGGAAAAACAUUUAAAAUUGAAAGGGAACUCCAUUUUCAUCAGUUUCCCACAUUGUUCAUCUGUCCUUUUUUUUUUUGCAUUUUGUUUUUCUUUCUGUCAAAAACUGCCCAAAGUUUAAGUUCCUGUGCUUUACAAGCCUCUUUCAUGAAGCAAACUGUGUCAUUUAUUAUCAUUACUGACACUCCAAAUAAAGCUAAUCUGCACCCAACUCUUCUUUAGUGACUUUCAUUGUACAACGCCAAUUGUUUAUUGUAAAACAUAAAAGAAAACUAUGUAUAUUUACAUGUAAAUAUAACAUGCACAUUUUCUUUCAGCAUUAGAACAUUUUUAGCUUCAUGAUUGAGAUUCCUUCUUGACUCUACACAAUUUUUAUAUCAAAUCUUUUAAUUGAGCGAUUUGUAAUUAUAAUGUUUACAAUGAGUUUAAUUUGCCCAUCUUUUCAUUACUUUUCCUUCAGGUUUCAUUAAUGCAUUGGACAUAUUAUUACUGAUGGAUGUUCAGCACGUUGUUACUGAUUUUAAGUCGGUUUUAUUAAUUUUCUGUGUUUGAUGUUAUCACACCGAUCUGCAUUUACCAUCCUUCGGAAAAAAUCUUUAAACAUGCUGGUUCCGGAUGGGGUUAAAUCAUUUUGCUUUUCAAAUCUACUGACAUCACUUCUGCUUAUUUCACAUACAAUUGUAGCCAAUCCCCUCCACUUCAGGUUUGACGGGAUUUUUCUAAAUUAAAUAAUUUAAAUCAGAAAUGUAAAUGAUGUGGAAAAUUUCUAUGUGAAAGCAGCAGAACUACAGAAUAACAGAGUAACUGGAUACAGAGACUUAAAUCAGAACCACAGAAGCGCUGUCAACACAAAAAAACAUAUUCUGUAUCUUACCAGGAGAUGGCAGCGAUGCUCCUCUAAAAGAUGUCCUUAAGUUAGAAGCAUUAAGUUGACCAGCAGAAAAAUCUUAAAUGGUGACUUUUGUUUAUCUCUUACAACAGUAGAUAAAAUAGAUGUAAAGAACUGACCUUGAAUAUUCACUAGAACAUUGAAAAAGUCCUCAGGUGACAUUAGAUUAAACUUAAUUAUUUAAAUUCUUUUAUUUUUUGUUUGUUUCAAGGAUGAGCGUUACUGGUCUGCAUUAGCCGACCAGUAACACACAGACCAAAGUAUUAGCUCUAUUGGCAGAUUACUUCUCUUAUAGCACGACAUUUUUCCUGUGUUAAAAGUGAACUUGCACUUUUUCAUUAAUAUUAAGAAAUUAUUGACUUAUAACAAGCUCCUGUAUCUUGCUGAAAAAUGACUUGUAAGUUAGUUUUGUCUUAUUUUAAGUGUACUAUUUGCACUAGAAACUAGAUAAUAAAUACAUGGUAAGAUGAAACUCCUGAAUAAAUUUUAUUUGUAUCAGUUUAUGUAAACGUAAAAUGUGUUAAGUAAAACUGACGAAGCAUAAAGUAGCUAUCCUAUUCAUCGCUUUGAGAUACUUUGAGGGCAUUUUUCUCUUACACUGUCGAAGAAUUAUGUCUUGUUUGAGAGCGCUAGCCUUUCACUCCACAUCUAGAUAUUGUGCUUGACCUCAUACUUUGAAAGUCACUGCUGACGUGUUGAUGUGCUCCUCCACACUUAAAAAAAAUGUGAUUAAAGAUAGCGUCAUGACCCAAAUGAUUAGCCUGAACUAAACGUGUUGCAGAAAUCAGUUGUAGAGUUAGAAACUGCAGAAAAACUAACCUCGAGCACAAAUAUUCAUGCACUGAUUGGGAAAACGUCAACUGCUUUUGUGUGCCGUCUUUGGCAUUUCAAACAUCUGAAAAGAUGGCUGCCUGUUUGCCGACCCGAUGCUUUUGGGUUUGAACACCAGAUGUUUCAUCAUGCCUAAUUCACCUGAUUUCAUUAUCAUCAUUUGUCAUUAACUUGCAUCAUGCCAGUGUUUUUAUGGCUAUUGAUUUUAACCUUGCAGGACGAGCAAGCCAACAAAAAUAUUCUUAAUUAAUUUGGAUUUUGAAACGUAUAAUGGUAUUUUAGGGUGCCAUAUUAUUUAACUACACAAAUAACAUCAGCAGACAAACACGGAAUUUACAGUAAACUGGCUAAAAAGUUUAAUAUCCUUUGUUUUUAAAAAUUUGUAACGCAUGUAAACUGCCCAGUCACUGCCCAGUGACAGAUUGCAAAGCGUGCAAUCUGUCACUGCAAAAUAAAACCAAAUGUCAUUCACAUUCUCUUCUUGCAUAAAUAAACUCGUAUAAAAAUGA
Poecilia reticulata (guppy) is the source of this 7979-nucleotide messenger RNA. It is a transcript of the gene lnpep, whose product is annotated as leucyl/cystinyl aminopeptidase. Gene Ontology annotation, biological process: regulation of blood pressure; proteolysis; peptide catabolic process. Gene Ontology annotation, cellular component: cytoplasm; plasma membrane. The record is from RefSeq and is a predicted model, not a curated record. Lineage: Eukaryota; Metazoa; Chordata; Actinopteri; Cyprinodontiformes; Poeciliidae. Gene Ontology annotation, molecular function: metalloaminopeptidase activity; peptide binding; zinc ion binding.